GGGACCUGGACCAUGUGACGGCUCCGGGGAUGCUGAAGGCGGCAUGUGACUCCCCGGGCUCCGGGGGCUCGAACACGAUUUAAGCCCAAGCGCACCAGGUGCCCGGCUCGGGGGCCGCGUCCCGCGCUCGCCCGCCUCUGGGCGGGGCCUGACUCUAGGGAAACCUCCCCGCGGGCCUGCAGCACCUGCGACCACCGGGGGCCUUGGAGCACCGGGCCCCUCGGCGGGGGGAUCCCCCGGCCCGCCAGCACCUUCGCCCCAUCAUUCUGCGGCCGCCGCCGGCUCCCGGCUCGGUGUGGACUCCGAGGCCCAGAGAGGUGAUGGGAUUUGCCUAAAGUCAUGCAGCUAGUGGCAGAACCAGGCCUAGAAGCCGGGGGUCCUGGCUCUCAAGACAUCCCGCUGCCCGAGGAAUGGGACAGAGAAUUGGAAGCUAAAGCUACCAAAGACGUAGAAAGGAAUCUUAGCAGGGAUUUAGUGCAAGAAGAAGAACAGUUGAUGGAAGAAAAGAAAAAGAAAAAAGACGACAAGAAAAAGAAGGAAGCUGCUCAAAAGAAGGCCACUGAACAAAAACUCAAAGUGCCAGAACAGAUAAAGCCCAGUGUAAGCCAGCCUCAGCCUGCCAACUCUCCUGACGGCACCUCCGCAGCAACCAGCACUAAUAAUAAUGCCAAGCGAGCCACCGGCAGCAGCCCGCAGCAGCCGCCGCAGCCCCUGCCCCAGCCCCAGCCACAGCCGCCAGCACAGGCCGUGCCUCGGUAUCCUCGGGAAGUCCCGCCACGAUUUCGCCACCAGGAACACAAACAGCUUCUAAAGAGGGGUCAGCAUUUCCCGGUCAUCGCAGCAAACCUGGGCUCGGCUGUGAAAGCGCUGGGCAGCCAGCCGGAGAGCAGCGCGCUGCCCGCGCCGCGGCCGCAGGACCACGGAGAGGCGCCGGGCGGCAGGACUCCGUCAGACGUCAAUCACAACCCUUCCGGACCCCAGUAUGAACAUUCGCCGCGGGGCCCUGUGUCUUCUCCCGGCGACGCGUGCACAGACUGUCAGGAUGCUGCUGUGAGCGACGCGCCCGAGCGGGAAGCAUGGCCCUCGGUCCCUGGCAGUGACCCCGAGUCGGCCUCAGAAUGCGCGGACGCUGACUCUGCCUCGAGUUCCGGAUCAGAGCGAACCAUCACGACCAUGGCGUCGGGGGGCGCGGGCGGCGACAAGGAUGGCCUUCGGGGUAGCGCCGGACUUGGCUCCCAGAACAAGUUUGUGGCUGGUAGUGGCGGUGGCUCGGGCCCCGGAGGCUGUCCCGGGCCGUGGGGCUUCCCCCACGGGGCCAUGCUAAGCACAUGCCAGGUCCCCGCGGAGGCUCCCGACGGCACGCCCGAGAGCAGCGGCAGUCGCGUGAGCGCUUGGGGAACGGCGAGUUCUUCAUCCAAUGGAGGGUUAAAUCCAAGCACUUUGAAUCCCGCGAGCAACCACGGUGCCUGGCCAGUGUUGGAGAGCAGCGGGCUCGCCCUGAAAGGGCCUGCGGGGAGCGGCGGCGCUGGCGUCAGCGUGCAGGGCGGCGCCCUCGGCCAGAUGCCCAACAAUCAGAGUAUUAACUCUAAAGCGGGCGGUCCUUCUGCCCUCGGCACCUGGGGAAGCCUUCAGGAGACGUGUGACUCCGACCUCAGUGGUACCCAGAAGGUUCCGUUCAGUGGUCAACCUCAGAACAUCACCGCUGAAACGGCCGGACCAAAUAACACUACGAACUUCAUGACCUCUAGUUUACCAAACUCCGGUUCCGUGCAGAACAGCGAACUGCCCGGGAACGCGGGAGCCUGGCGCGUGAGCACAGUGCACCACCCUCAGAUCCAGGCCCCCUCGGUGAUGAACGGCACUUCCCUCCCUCACCUUAGCAACGGCGAGUCCAAGAGCGGGGGCGCCUACGGUACUACAUGGGGUGCCUACGGCUCUGCUUACGCUGCCGACAAAUGCUCCAGCCCCAACGGCCAAGCUCAUGGUGACACUGUGAAUGCAACUCUAAUGCAGCCUGGCGCAAACGCGCCCGGGGGCACUCCCUUCCACGCGAGCACGAGCAAAGGAGGCGGCGUGUGGGAGGCGGGGGCGGCGGGUGCCCAGGGCGCGCCGUGGGCGAGCGGAAAUGGUGCAAAUUCUGGCGGCAGUCGGCGAGGCUGGGGCACCCCUGCACAAAACACUGGCACUAAUCUCCCCAGCGUGGAGUGGGGCAAGCUGCCGGGCAACCAGCAUUCCAGUGACAGUGCAAACGGCAACGGAAAGAAGUUUACAAACGGAUGGAAGUCUACUGAGGAAGAGGAGCCGGGCUCUGCGGCAUCUCAGGCCAGCGAGCAGAGCAGCGUGUGGGCCAAAACGGGGGGUCCCGGGGAGGGCGACGGCAGCACGGAGAGCCCCGCACGCCUGGACGAGAAAGCCCCCGGGGAGAGUCAGAGCCGCGACAGAAGGAAAGUCGAUCAGCACACGUUACUCCAAAGCAUCGUGAACAGAACGGACCUGGACCCCCGGGUCCUGUCCAACUCCGGCUGGGGACAGACGCCCAUUAAGCAGUAUACUGCCUGGGACACGGACGCCUCGCCCCGAGGGGAGCGCAAGGCGGACAACGGGACCGAGGCCUGGGGCAGCUCUGCCACCCAGACUUUUAACUCAGGGGUGUGUGGAGAGAAGACGAGCCCGACCAGUAACGAUACCUCAUCUGUAGCGGGGUGGGGAGACCCCAAGCCGACCGUGAGGUGGGGGGACUCCAAAGGCUCCAACUGCCAGGGGGGGUGGGAAGACGAUUCUGCUGCUACAGGAAUAGUCAAGAGCAAUCAGUGGGGGACUUGCAAAGAGGAGAAGUCCGCCUGGAACGACUCGCAAAAGAGCAAACAGGGGUGGGGGGACGGGCAGAAAGCAAACCCCGGGUGGUCCGUGUCUGCCGGAGACAGCUGGGGCGAAAGCUCCAGAAGUAACCACUGGGGUGAGGCCAACAAGAAAUCCAGCUCAGGAGGUAGCGAUAGCGACAGGUCCGUUUCGGGUUGGAACGAACUCGGCAAACCUAGUUCCUUCACUUGGGGAAAUAACAUAAAUCCAAAUAAUUCAUCAGGAUGGGACGAAUCUUCGAAGCCCAGCCCUUCCCAGGGAUGGGGAGAGGGUCCAAAGUCCAAUCAGUCGCUGGGCUGGGGAGACUCGUCCAAGCCAGUCGGUUCUCCGGACUGGAACAAGCAACAGGACAUUGUUGGGUCUUGGGGCAUCCCGCCGGCGGCGGCCGGCAAACCUCCUGGCACCGGCUGGCUGGGGGGGCCCAUCCCGGCCCCGGCCAAGGAGGAGGAGCCCACGGGCUGGGAGGAGCCGUCCCCAGAAUCCAUCCGGCGCAAAAUGGAGAUUGACGACGGGACCUCGGCGUGGGGAGACCCCAGCAAGUACAACUACAAAAAUGUGAACAUGUGGAACAAGAACGUCCCGAAUGGCGGCGGCCGCUCGGAGCAGCAGGCCCAGGGACCCCCGCUGCUGCCGACCGCGGGCCCCGGCUCCGGCAAGGACGUGAGCAGCGGCUCUGGCUGGGGCGAGCCCUGGGGGGAGCCUGCUCCAGCCACCACUGUGGACAACGGCACUUCGGCGUGGGGCAAGCCCGUGGACAGCGGCCCCAGCUGGGGGGAGCCCAUCGCUGCGUCCAGCGCGUCCACGUGGGGCUCCGGCUCUGUCGGUCCACAGGCGCUGAGCAAGUCUGGGCCCAAGUCUAUGCAGGACGGCUGGUGCGGGGACGACGCACCUCUGCCCGGCGCGCGCCCCACCGGCUGGGAGGAGGAAGAGGACGUGGAGAUCGGGAUGUGGAACAGUAAUGCGUCUCAGGAGCUGAACUCCUCUUUAAAUUGGCCACCAUACACGAAGAAGAUGUCAUCGAAGGGUCUGAGUGGCAAAAAAAGGAGAAGGGAAAGGGGAAUGAUGAAAGGUGGAAACAAACAAGAAGAAGCCUGGAUAAAUCCAUUUGUUAAACAGUUUUCAAAUAUCAGUUUCUCGAGAGACUCACCCGAAGAAAAUGUACAGAGCAAUAAGAUGGACCUUUCUGGAGGAAUGUUACAAGACAAACGAAUGGAGAUAGAUAAACAUAGCCUAAAUAUUGGUGAUUACAAUCGAACGGUCGGGAAAGGUCCUGGUUCUCGGCCGCAGAUUUCCAAAGAGUCUUCCAUGGAGCGCGGUCCUUAUUUUGAUAAGGAUGGCCUUGUACCCGAUGAAUCCCAAAACAUGCCGUUUAUGUCCAGUCAGAGCAUGAAGCUUCCCCCUUCAAAUAGUGCACUACCUAACCAGGCCCUGGCCAUAGCAGGGCUGGGGAUGCAAAACUUGAAUUCUGUUAGACAGAAUGGCAAUCGUAUGUUCGGUGUCGGAAACACAGCAGCACAACCCCGGGGCCAGCCGCAGCCUCCAGCACAGCCUCUUGGUUCAUCUCAGCCUAAUCUCCGUGCUCAAGUGCCUCCUCCAUUACUCUCCCCUCAGGUUCCAGUUUCAUUGCUGAAGUAUGCACCAAACAACAGUGGCCUGAAUCCGCUCUUUGGCCCUCAACAGGUAGCCAUGCUGAACCAGCUAUCCCAACUCAACCAGCUUUCUCAGAUCUCCCAGUUACAGCGACUGCUCGCACAGCAGCAGCAGAGGGCGCAGAGCCAGCGGAGCGUGCCGUCUGGGAGCCGGCAGCCACAGGACCAGCAGGGUCGGCCUCUGAGCGUGCAGCAGCAGAUGAUCUCGCAGCCUCGCCAGCUGGACCCGAGCCUGCUGGUGAAGCAGCAGCCGCCCGCCUCGCAGCCGCCGCCGCUCCAUCAGCCAGCCAUGAAGUCCUUCCUCGACAACGUCAUGCCCCACACCACAGCCGAGCUGCAGAAAGGGCCCUCACCAAUAAACGCUUUCAGCAACUUCCCUCUAGGCUUGAACUCAAACUUGAAUGUAAAUAUGGAUCUGAACAGUAUUAAAGAGCCGCAGUCGAGACUGAGGAAGUGGACGACGGUGGACAGCAUUUCUGUGAACACAUCUUUGGAUCAAAACUCCAGCAAACAUGGUGCUAUUCCCAGUGGUUUCCGGCUGGAAGAGUCUCCAUUCGCUCCCUACGACUUCAUGAGCAGCAGCCCCUCCCCGGCCAGCCCUCCAGGCUCCAUCGGGGACGGCUGGCCACGUGCCAAAUCGCCUAACGGCUCUAGCAGUGUUAACUGGCCGCCAGAAUUCCGCCCUGGCGAGCCAUGGAAAGGUUAUCCAAACAUUGACCCUGAAACUGACCCUUACGUCACUCCUGGCAGUGUCAUAAACAAUCUCUCGAUCAAUACUGUGCGGGAAGUCGACCACCUCAGGGACAGGAACAGUGGGUCCUCCUCAUCCUUGAACACCACGCUGCCUUCAACUAGUGCCUGGUCAUCCAUUCGUGCCUCCAACUACAACGUCCCCCUCAGCAGCACAGCACAAAGCACUUCAGCCAGAAAUAGUGAUUCCAAAUUGACAUGGUCUCCUGGUUCAGUCACAAACACGUCUCUGGCUCACGAGCUGUGGAAGGUCCCUUUGCCACCUAAGAACAUCACUGCUCCGUCCCGCCCACCUCCGGGACUCACUGGUCAGAAGCCGCCCUUGUCCACGUGGGAUAACUCGCCCCUGCGUGUCGGUGGAGGAUGGGGGAAUUCUGACGCCAGGUACACCCCAGGUUCCAGCUGGGGUGAGAGCAGCUCAGGGAGAAUAACAAAUUGGCUCGUUCUAAAAAACCUCACACCUCAGAUCGAUGGCUCGACCCUGCGCACCCUGUGCAUGCAGCACGGCCCGCUGAUCACAUUCCACCUGAACCUCCCGCACGGGAACGCUCUGGUCCGCUACAGCUCGAAGGAAGAGGUGGUGAAGGCCCAGAAGUCUCUGCACAUGUGUGUCCUGGGGAACACGACCAUCCUCGCCGAGUUUGCCAGUGAAGAGGAGAUCAGUCGUUUCUUUGCACAAAGCCAGUCUCUGACCCCUUCUCCCGGCUGGCAGUCCCUCGGCUCCAGCCAGGCCCGGCUGGGCCCCCUCGACUGCCCUCACUCCUUCUCCAGCCGGACCGAUCUCAAUCACUGGAAUGGUGCUGGGCUGUCGGGAACUAGCUGUGGGGACCUUCACGGCACUUCACUCUGGGGGACCCCCCAUUAUUCCACAAGCCUCUGGGGCCCCCCCAGCAGCAGCGACCCCCGGGGAAUGAGCAGCCCCUCCCCCAUUAACGCUUUCCUUUCUGUUGACCACCUGGGUGGGGGUGGCGAGUCCAUGUAGCAGCGUAGACGGAAGACGCAGACCUGUGGCCUGACGAUGCGAACGCAAGGAGCACUAAGUCGGCUCGCCGCCUGCAGCCGGGGGCGCCGGGGAACAGCUCUGCUCUGCACAUUUCCCACUUUGUUUUCCCCGAAACAUAUCAGUUUGAAUACUUGAAUCAUGCAGGCCAAUAUUAUAAUGUGAAAAGGUUUCUAUCUAUCUACACUCCCACAUAGCGCCAUACACGCUGGGCCGCACACACAGCUCGCUCGCCUACACUCAUCCGGUUAGCCUUGCGCUUGGGUGGUCUCGGUGGGUGUUUGUUUCAGUCUCUCCCUGCCCCACCCCGCCCCACCCCACCCCAGCCUACCUGCCCCCCUCACCUACCCAAUCCCACCCCAGCCCUUCCCUUCCCUUCCCUUCCCUUCCCUUCCCUUCCCUUCCCUUCCCUUCCCUUCCCUUCCCUUCCCUUCCCUUCCCUUCCCUUCCCUUCCCUUCCCUUCCCUUCCCUUCCCUUCCCUUCCCUUCCCUUCCCUUCCCUUCCCUUCCCUUCCCUUCCCACCUCACCCCACCCCACCCUUUACCAUUGGUUUUCAACCGCCGGUCCGCAGAAAUUUUCUGCCGGUCCGACACAAAAGUUAUUGCCGCUAAACCGACAGUGGUUUUCAACUGCCGGUCCGAGGACCGGUGCCAGGCUGCAGGUAUAAAAAGGUUGAAAACCACUGGUCUCCGCUGUGCCGCCCCCGUCCCCCUCCCUGCCCGUCCAUCUCGGCCUUUCUCCUUCUCCCUCCUCCCUGUCAUCCCUGCCAUUUAGGACAAAAGAUCCCCCCUUUUCUCUCUCUCUCUCUCUCUCCCUCCCUCCCUCUUUCCCUCUCUCUCCGUCUCUCCCUCUCUCUCCCUCUCUCUCUCUCUCCUCUCUCUCAAUUUUUAUUUUUUUUGGGCUGAUAAUGUUUGAGCUUUUAACUUUGCACUGAAUGAUGUUCUCUCCGUGUCCUGGGCGAUGGCGGGGGACAGCUGUUCCAGUGUAAAUGUUUACUCAAGGACCUGAAAAGGUGUGCGCUCUGCCCGCCCUGGCGCUGCCGCCUCGUGGUCCCCGUGGAGCCUCAGAAGAUCGAGUUAGGAGACUGACUUAGGACAUCAGUGAAAGUGUUGCACCCGUUCCUUCUUCAUGUUGUAAAACUAAAGAAUUUUUGCUCUGCAGUUUGAAAAACUGUGGUCGCAGCUGUGACUCGCCCCCUCCCCCCCCAGGCCCUGCACUUUGAACAGGCUCUCCAUUUUGUUUGGAAGGUCCCGCCGCCGGCCUUCUUGUUUACAGAUUGUUUUGUUUGUUUUUUGAGAAAAAAAAAAUGUUUACUCUUCCAUCAUUUAAAAAAAUUUUAAAAGACAAAAAAAAAAAUGGAGGAUGAUUUAAAAGAUGCUUUCUAUCUCUGGGAAAAAGGAGCAGCAUUCGGCCGUGUCCCUUCGUUUUUCUAUUCCUGUCCUGAAUCAAGGAGCAUGGUUCUCAGGAAAACCAGUUCCCCGGUUUAAAACAAAAAAAACAAGACAAAAAAAAAAAAAAGAAAAAGAAAAAAAAAUGACCCUCCUUGUAGUUUCUUAUAGGAAAAAAAGGAAAGAAACCCCAACUUUAGCACUGAUCCUACAUACUGCUCUGUUAAAGGAUUUUCUCUGCCAAAAAAAAAAAAAAAAGAAAAACAACAAAAAAAUGCUUAAAGCUGGAGUUUGACAUUCUGCUUUCAGAUGCUGUCUUUUUAUUAGUGAGUGAUGAUGGUUUGCUAAUAAUCAAUAGGUAAUGAUUGUCGUAGCCCCAUCCAGUGGCUCUCUGUUUCUGCUCUCGUGCCCGUGUCCAUGUUUAACUGUCGUACCUUAAAGCCGAAAUCAGUAACUAUGCAUACUGUAACCAAGCUAUUGGGCUUACAGAAUCGUUCGUUGUAUAAAGAAAAUUUUAAAUGUUGUUGCAAACUAACGAGUUACACCAUUUUAAAAAUUUCUUUCUCUCCCGCCCCCCCCUUUGCCCACAAAUGGUAUUAUAAUGCUUGUUUAGUCAGAGGGACUAAACAAGGGUAAAAAAAAAAAAAUUUAACAGUACCGAAUUUGCCAUCAUUUCAUUGCCUUGAUUCUAACUGUUUGUGUCCUAAGAUGCAAAAGAAGUCAGUGGCUUUUUAACUGUUUACAAAUAGAAUGUGAUUGUAAAAUGUACAGUUUGGUUGUGUUUGAAUUAUGAAAUUCCUUCCGAUAUAAUAAAACCAUGACUUUCUGGCUGCUCACCAUUAAUUGUCUCUUUUUUGUGAAUUUCUUUGUACGCUCUUUUUAUAAUGAAAGUCUCCGCGUUGCCACGGGUGAGGUUCCUCCCCGAGCAACCGAGUAACACAAACGUAAGCAAAUAUUUGAACAUUUAUCCACAAUUUUCACCCUGAAACAAUGUGAGAACAAUGGGAAACUGUAGCUCGCUCCUUCGCGCCCUCCCUGAGCAUCUUCGGGACCUCCGUGCCGGACGACCCCCGCGACUCAUCUCCCCACCAUUGUGCCACCUCAAGCCUCAGCAAGAGACCCUCGGACCCUGCCGCGCAGUGACUGGACAGCGUUCUAGUGUUAAACCCUCAUACCUCUGUUACGAAACGAGCAACGCCACAGCCCCGACUGGCCGCCUUCUGACCGGCCCCCCCGGCCCCCCCACCCCGUUCCCGGCCGGAGCCGGGGGGCCGCCCCUGUGUACGUGCAUCCGUGUGUGACUUCAGUCCUGCCCAGCUGCCGCUGUGAGCUCACGUCGUCGGACACCUUAAUCCAAGCAGAUGUUCAGUGCUUUCCCGGAUCUUGACUUCCACACUGGUUUUUCCAAAACCAAAGGUAGCUUCGAAAAACCACACCUGGAAACGUUCGGACCGCUAAGCAGACUGACCUUGUGGGGCUUUGAGUAGUAUAUAAACUGACUUCAUACCUGCGUUCAUUGUAUUGUUCAAGUGUUUGGGAGUUUUUUGCGCUUGUUAUGUGGAAAUAAAAGUGUUUGAUUUAAAAAAAAAAAAGGUCAAGAUGGAUUCUGAUUUU
Messenger RNA from Sorex araneus (European shrew), 9261 nucleotides. RefSeq names its product trinucleotide repeat containing adaptor 6A (gene TNRC6A). The record is from RefSeq and is a predicted model, not a curated record. Lineage: Eukaryota; Metazoa; Chordata; Mammalia; Eulipotyphla; Soricidae. Gene Ontology annotation, cellular component: P-body; nucleoplasm. Gene Ontology annotation, molecular function: nucleic acid binding. Gene Ontology annotation, biological process: positive regulation of nuclear-transcribed mRNA poly(A) tail shortening; miRNA-mediated post-transcriptional gene silencing.